Molecule: messenger RNA, 1873 nt
Organism: Eriocheir sinensis (Chinese mitten crab)
Lineage: Eukaryota; Metazoa; Arthropoda; Malacostraca; Decapoda; Varunidae
Product: phenoloxidase subunit 2-like
Exons: 2
Coding region: 165-473 (102 amino acids)
Source: RefSeq, a predicted model, not a curated record
UCUGUUUCUUCCUCCUUGGAGAGAUUCUUGCAUCUUGAAAAAAGCUUCACAACUGUAAGAGAAGUUGAAUGACACUUAAAAAAGUUUACUUAUGAUGUCACUAUGUUGCAGGAGCCCCCGAGAAUGACCUGUUCAACUUCUGUGGGUGUGGCUGGCCUCAACACAUGCUGCUGCCUUGUGGUAAGCAGGAAGGGAUGGACUUUCAGCUGUUUGUCAUGGUCACUGACUGGAAACUGGACAAGGUCGCACAGCCAGCUGGGAGGCGCUCGUGUGCCAAUGCUGCCUCUUUCUGUGGCGUCCUGGACGCCCUCUACCCUGAUGCACGUCCCAUGGGCUUUCCCUUCGACCGCCGCCCCAUGCCGAUGCUGAAUGGCCAGAGCCUGGAUAGAGCCGAGGACCUGACCAGACUGAGUAACGUGGCCAUGCAGGAGAUCCAGAUCGUCUUCACCAACGCCCAGCUGAAGGAGCAGUGAACAUUGCAGUGGUUUCCUGUUUCAGGUGAAUCCUGAAAAAAAUAUGAUGUUAAAUCAAUUAUAAUUAUGAUUGGAUUCGUAUUGCAGUUGUUAACUUUAGAGUAUAUUUUGCUAUAUAACCAUUAUUACAAGAUAAAUCCCGUAUUUGACGGCUUAUAAGACGCACUUUUUUCCAGAAAAAAAGACUCAGAAAGUCACCAUUCGUCUUAUAAGGUGAAGGUUCAGUUUUUGUUACCAUUCUUAAGCCUCAAACUCUCGUAACCUACACAAAUCAUGAUGGAAAAUUAAAAGAGUUAUUCAUUGAUGUUUCUUUGUUUUUUGCUGUAGUUAUCGGUCGGAAACUACGAAAAAAUCCAAUGCGAUGAGUACGAUAGUGUGGCAAAACUGCACUCAGCCCGUGCCAUCAGUGUUUACUGAUCCCUCGAAAGGUAAGAAUGCUGCAAUGCUCGUCUUCCACCCCGCCAUCAAGUAUUAGUGAAUUCUCGUCUCUCCCCUUUGUGUUAAUAUUCAUAUGUAUAUCCAUAUACAUCCAGUAUAUUAUUAAUUAAUUUGAGUGUUUGCUGGGCUCUUGGAAGGUCCGUUUGUGACUGUUCCCGGCGGUACGCCCGCACGAACUUUAUAAUUUAUGUACCCGUUACCCCUCUACCACUGUUGCAGUCUCCGCCAUGUUUGUUUACUCCUCAAAGCAGUAGCCUCGAUUCUCUAAGAAGGACCAGUUCUGGCAGGUUCCAGUAAGUAUCAAGCAUCUUAAAUGUAAAAUAUUGGGAUUUAGGGCCGCUUUUACAGUCACUUUUCUUUGUUUUGGUCGUUACCAAUGAGAGCCAAUCGCCGCUAUAGUACGUAUUUCCACGUGAAACUGGGCGAUGCGGUAGUGGCAGCUGCGGGGUUAGCCCCGCUCUGCACCUUGCCACACACACUCAACACCUCUUGCUUCCUCUGCAGCCGACAUUACCCCAUCAGCCAGUUUCACUUGGAAAUACUGUGCCACUCAUAGGUAACGAUCAAAACAAAAAAAGUGACUGUGAAAGCGGCCCUUAGUAAGGAUCAGAAUACAUAGAAACUUUAAAAAUAACCCGUUAGUGGUGAGGGCAACGACUGUCAGGCAAAAAAUCUUCACCAGAAAUUCGUAGUUUAAACCCGUUUAUUAUUAUUAUUAUUAUUAUUAUUUUUUUUUCAAAUGACAGCCCAAUUAAGUUGGGGGUGCGUCUUAUAAGCCAGUGCGCCUUAUAAACCAUCAAAUACGGUACAUAUAUUUUUCAUUCAUCCUAAUUCAUAUUUCUGUGCACAAGUAUGAAUGUGCUGUCACUUCAACAGAAGCAAAUGGGAAGCAAUUUUUCAUAAAUAUUAUCCAUUAUGCAAUGUACUUGGGUGUGCUGUCUCAAAUAAAAUUGUCAGUAAUA